AUGUGGGCCUUGCGGGCCGCCGUCCGCGGGGGCACCUGGCUCUCUCGCGCGGUUCGCGGCUGCCGGCCCCCAAGGGCCGCGCUGCUGCCGCCGCCGCCCCACCCCGAGCGCGCCCUCGCCGCUCUCCGCGGGGGCCUGGGGUGCUCGGAUGGGCGGGAGGGUGGAGGGCGGAGCCCACGUGCGGAUGGCCGGAGAAGCCUGGCUGACGCGGAGGAGGAACCCGAAGAUGCGGAGGAGGACGAAGACGAGGAGGAGCUGCUGAGGGCGGACCCACUGCUGCCGGCGGGGACACAGCGCGUGUGCCUGGUUCACCCUGAGGUCAAGUGGGGACGCGCGAAGCCGCAGGGUACCCGAGCCGAGUGGCAGGUGGCGGAGGCCCGAGCGCUGGUGUGCGCGCUGGACGGCUGGUCGGUGGUAGACACGAUGGUGGUGCCCACCAAGACGCCAGACAAGAAGCUCAUCUUCGGCAGAGGGGCCUUGGAGCAGCUGACGGAGAGGAUCAGAGGGUCGCCGGAAAUCACCGCGGUCUUCCUGAACGUGGAGAGGCUGGCCACGCCCACCAAGAAAGACCUGGAAGCCGCCUGGCGUGUGCCUGUGUUUGACCGGUUCACCGUGGUUCUGCACAUAUUCCGCUGCAAUGCCCGCACCAAGGAGGCACGGCUGCAGGUGGCGCUGGCGGAGCUCCCCCUGCUCAGGUCCCACCUGAAAAGCAACGUUGCCCACCUGGGCGGACGGGGACGGAGCUCUCGCUACACCAUGGGGUCAGGGGAGUCCUUCCUGCAGCUGCAGCAGCGUCUCCUGAGAGACAGGGAAGCUAAGAUCCAGAAGGCCCUGGAGAGACUACGCCGCAAGAGGCGCCUUCUGGGGCAGCAGCGGAGGCGGAGGGAGUUUCCUGUGGUUUCCGUGGUUGGAUACACGAACUGCGGGAAAACCACGCUGAUCAAGGCCCUGACCGGGGACGCUGCCAUGCAGCCCCGGGACCAGCUGUUCGCGACGCUCGACGUCACAGCCCACGCGGGGCGGCUGCCGUCCGCGCUGACGGUCCUCUACAUGGACACCAUCGGCUUCCUCUCGCAGCUGCCCCACAGCCUGGUCGAGUCCUUCUCGGCCACCCUGCAGGACGUGGCCCACUCGGAUCUGAUCGUCCAUGUCAGAGAUGUGAGCCACCCCGAGACGGAGCUGCAGAAGGCCAGUGUCCUGUCGGCCUUGCGGGGCCUGGGCCUGCCAAACGCCCUCCUGGAGAGCAUGGUGGAAGUACACAACAAGGUGGACCUGGUGCCCGGGUACACACCCGUGGAGCCCGACGUCCUGGCCGUGUCUGCCCUGCUGGGGCUCGGGCUGGAUGAGCUGAUGGCCAGGGUGGAGGACGCCAUUCUGCGAGCCACGGGGAGACGGACCCUCACCCUCCGCGUGCGGCUGGCUGGACCACAGCUGAGCUGGCUUCACCAGGAGGCCACGGUACAGGCAGUGGACGUGAUCCCCGAGGCCGGGGCUGCUGACGUGAAAGUCAUCAUCAGUGACUCUGCUUACGGACGGUUCCGGAAGCUGUUUCCAGGGUGAAAGGAUUCCCCCCUCCCCAAAGAUGAGGGCGCUGCACCCUUUAGUCCCAGAGACAAGCACGUGCGGUGGGUGUUCGCCCCCCACCCCACCGUCCCCACCCCAGCCAGCCGGGUGAGGACGGGACCCGGUGGACUCUAAGUGGUUCUGGGCGACCGUCAGGGCGUCUGGGGAGCAGACGUCUGUCCAGGGUGGUUGACAACACAUCAGACAGUGAAAGCUUUGUGCGGGGUGUGUGUAAACUAGCCUCUGUGGUUUUUGUCACCGGCCACCCAGCAGACACCCCGUGAACGCUGCCUUCUAGGUAAGAAGGUCCAGUUUGUGUGUCCGCUGUGUAUCCCACAUGGGUCCCACCCGACUAGCCUGCCCUUGCACACGGCAGUGUCCAGGGAGUGAUUAAAACAAGAACCCAGCAAG
Molecule: messenger RNA, 1974 nt
Organism: Dama dama (fallow deer)
Lineage: Eukaryota; Metazoa; Chordata; Mammalia; Artiodactyla; Cervidae
Gene: GTPBP6
Product: GTP binding protein 6 (putative)
Exons: 10
Coding region: 1-1560 (519 amino acids)
Cellular component (GO): cytoplasm
Molecular function (GO): ribosome binding; GTP binding
Source: RefSeq, a predicted model, not a curated record